CGAACUGGCGGUUCCACGCGUCGACAGGCCCGGCAGGUGACCGCUACGACCCGAACCGGAGGAAUCCCGUAGCGGUUUCGGCCGCCGACCGGUGGCCUUCUUUCCUCCGUAGGAUGUUCCGCUGGAACACGAUAUUCGUCGUCUUGCUGCUCCUCACCGUCCUCUCGCCCAUUCUCUACUUCACCUUCCCCAAAAUUAUUCAGAGGGAGGAGAUCGCUGAUGGCGGCGGCUCCAAUGUGGAAUCGAAUGUCGCGACUAAAGGACUGCCAGGGAUUAUAGCUAGCGAUGAUCGGAAUGAUUCUGGAGAAGAAUUGCCUCAUCAAAAUGUGCAAGAGGAAGAAUUCCUUGGAGAAGGCAUCAUAAAAGAUUUGUUGCAAUAUCAAAAUGCUCGAAAGGAAGAUUUUGUUGGACAGGACACCAUGGGUAAUUGGAAGAAUGAUGACAAGGGAGAUCAGUACACCAAUACCACCAAUUUUGAUCAUCAGGAACCACUCGGAGGAGUAUUUGGCAAGGUUGAUCCUGAAAAUUAUCACAUAACUGAUGCUAGAGUGCGACAAUUUAAGGAUCAGUUGGCAGUAGCAAGGUUAUUUUUGGAGAUCGAAUUAACUAAGAGUCGCCCUCGGUUUAUAGGUGAGCUACUUAAGCGGAUAGCUGAUGUUGAGAAUGUACUUCAUGAAGCAACUACGAAGUCAGGACUGUCAGAAGAUGCUGACAGGAAGCUGAAGGCAAUGGAGGAAACUUUAUCUAAAGGGAAACAGAUAUUAGAUGAUUGUACGGCUACUGAGAAGAGUCUCCGUGCUGAGCUUCGUCCGGCAAAGGAACAGUUACGAACUGAGACAAGGCAGAAUGCGUUUCUAAAUCAACUUCUGGCCAAGACUCUUCCCAAAGGUCUCCAUUGCCUUUCCUUGAGGCUCUCAAUUGAGUAUUAUUCAUUAAAUUCCACUCAGAAAUACCAGUUUCCUCAUCAACAAAAGCUUGAAGAUACCAAGCUAUAUCAUUAUGCACUUUUCACAGACAAUGUAUUAGCUGCAGCGGUGGUUGUGAACUCUACUCUGCAUAAUGCUAAAAAUCCUGAAGACCAUGUAUUCCAUGUUGUGACUGAUGAACUCAAUUACGCAGCAAUAAAAAUGUGGUUUCUAAGUAACCUGCCAGGAAACACUACAAUCCAAGUUCAGAAAAUCAAAGAUUUCACUUGGCUGAAUUCGAGCUAUAGUCCGGUUCUUAAACAGCUUGAGUCUCAAUCUAUGAUCGACUACUACUUCAGGACCCAUGGUGCAAAGCCAGAUGGAAACUUGAAGUACCGAAAUCCAAAGUACCUUUCGAUGUUGAAUCAUCUGAGGUUCUAUUUACCUGAAAUCUUCCCAAAGCUUAACAAGGUGGUGUUUCUAGAUGAUGAUGUUGUUGUACAGAAAGACCUUACUGGGCUUUGGAACAUUGAUCUUAAAGGGAUGGUAAAUGGUGCUAUUGAGACUUGUGGAGAGAGCUUCCAUCGGUUUGACAAGUAUCUUAACUUUUCGAAUCCUUUGAUUUCCAAAAAUUUCGACCCUCAUGCUUGUGGUUGGGCUUAUGGAAUGAAUGUGUUUGAUUUGGUUGAGUGGAGGAAGCAAAACAUUACUAAUGUCUACCAUUCCUGGCAGACACUGAACCAAGACAGGCAGUUAUGGCAGUUAGGAUCUCUUCCACCGGGACUGAUUUCAUUUUACAACCGCACAUUGGCCCUUGAUCGAUCCUGGCAUGUGCUUGGCCUUGGCUAUGAUGAAAAUGUGAAGGAAACGGAUCUUGAUCAUGCAGCAGUGAUACACUAUAAUGGGAACAAGAAGCCUUGGUUGGAGAUCGGAAUGGAGAAGUAUCGAAAAUACUGGUCUAAAUAUGUGAAUUAUGAUCAAAUAUAUCUGCACCAGUGUAACAUCGUUCCUUAGCGCAGAUGGUAACUCUUCCUACUUCUCUUCGAACAGCAGCAUGGUAUAUAACAAUUUUGAAUUGUAAAUUUCAAUUUUAUACAUACUAUUCAGUUAAAAGUUGAGGUUGCAUCUUUUUCCACAAUCUCCACUGCACAUUGCAAAUUGUACAUGAUUACAGAAACAAAAGCUAUUGUUCAUUCA
This is a messenger RNA of Asparagus officinalis (garden asparagus), 2102 nucleotides long. RefSeq names its product probable galacturonosyltransferase 4. Gene Ontology annotation, molecular function: polygalacturonate 4-alpha-galacturonosyltransferase activity. The record is from RefSeq and is a predicted model, not a curated record. Bases 114 to 1919 code for a protein of 601 amino acids. The transcript is spliced from 9 exons. Lineage: Eukaryota; Viridiplantae; Streptophyta; Magnoliopsida; Asparagales; Asparagaceae.